This is a messenger RNA of Papaver somniferum (opium poppy), 828 nucleotides long. Its product is annotated as glycine-rich protein 23-like. The transcript has a single exon. Bases 1 to 828 code for a protein of 275 amino acids. NCBI's taxonomy places the organism in Eukaryota, Viridiplantae, Streptophyta, Magnoliopsida, Ranunculales, Papaveraceae. The record is from RefSeq and is a predicted model, not a curated record.
AUGGGUGUUUUAGUAAUUGGGAAGUGGUUUUUAUUAUCCAUUCUGGUGGUUUUUGUGUUCAUGGUAAGUGAUGUUAUUGGUGGUAGGAGUUCGGUAAUGGUGGAGGAGAAUAAGCAGCAGCAAGGUGUUGUUGAUCUUGGUGGUAUGAUGAUGAAGGACGAAACAGAUUUGUUUGCGAACGGUCGUGGUGGUGGAAUGGGUAGUUGCGGAUGGAAAGGCUUGAGUGGCCACUCAUCUUUCACAGGUGAGGUUGUCCGCAAAAAACCUGUUUGUAUGGGGAAGAGUGAUGGUAGUAAUGGUGUUCAACACCAUCUAGACGAGCAAGUGGUGAAAGUGGAUCAUGGUAGCAGUGGUGAUAAGUUAAUAGGUGGUGAUUCGUCCAAUAAAAAUUUAAUUGGUGGUGGUAGUGUGGCUGGAGGAAUAGGUGGUGGAGGUAGUAUUGGUGCUGGUGGAGUUGGAGGCUUGCCAAUUGGCGGCAAUAUUGGUGCUGGAGGAGGAAUGGGGAUGGGGCAGGGUGUUGGAGGAGUAAGCGGUGGUGCUGGAUUUGGUGUUGGCGGCGGAAUGGGUGUAGGUGCUGGCGGUGUUGGACCUGGCGCCGGUGGGGUCGGUACUGGUACUGGUGGUGGAGGCGUAGGUACAGGUUUUGGUGGUGGUGUAGGAAGCGGCACUGGGGCUGGUGGUGCUGGAGCUGGCGGUGCCGAGGCCGCUGGUGCUGGGGCCGGUGGAGCUGGCGCUGGAAGUAGUGGCAGUACUGGUGCAGGCGGCAGCAGUUGUGGUCCUACAGGUAACGGCAACAGUUGCGGGAAUGCUGGUGCAGGCGGCAACUAA